AGUAGUGACUAAUCAAGAGAGAGGAGAGAGAGAGGAGUAUACCCCUUUCCUUUACCGACUACUACUUCUCCUCUCCCUGCAGCAGCAGCAACCACUGUUAAUUAGUGUGAAAAUAUGACCUCUAGACCAACCCAAAAUACCGUGAAUGGUACCACCCACCACCCUCAUUAUUACCCACCUCCUUAUUCAUCAUCUUCAUCUAAAGCAUCAUUCAAAGGUUGUUGUUGUUGUCUAUUCCUUCUUUUUUCUUUCUUACUUCUACUUAUCCUCGCUGUCAUACUAGUUAUUGUACUCGCAUUGAAACCUAAAAAACCUCAAUUUGAUCUACAGCAAGUGGGUGUUCAGUACGUUGGUAUAACACCCAACUCUGCCAAUGUUGCUGCCGCAGUAUCCUCUGAUUCAUCUGCUUCUGUUUCACUCAAUAUACGUAUGGUAUUCACUGCUGCUAAUGAUAACAAGGUGGGAAUCAAGUACGAUGAGUCCAGGUUCACUGUAAUGUACCGGGGGAUUCCCCUUGGCCGGGGCAUUGUUCCCGGGUUUUACCAACCCGCCCACAGUGUUCGCCGGGUCGAAACCACUAUCGUAGUGGAUCGGGUCAACUUGCUCCAGGCGGAUGCCACUGAUUUGAUCCAUGAUGCGGCGUUGAAUGACCGGGUCGAGCUUCGGGUUUUGGGAGAUGUCGGAGCUAAGAUUCGGAUCCUUGGGUUAACUUCACCUGGUGUGCAGGUAUCCGUGGAUUGCACAAUAGGGAUCAGCCCAACGAAACAGUCUGUCACAUACAAGCAGUGUGGAUUCGAUGGCCUUAGGGUAUGACACAAAUAAUAACUGAUCCUUUUGUCUGCUUCAACUUUUCCGAAGUUGCUUCUCAUCUCUCUAAUUCCACAAGGGGAAAAGAUAGAUGUAAAAGUUGUAGUGGGUAAACAAGUCCACAUGCAUAUCAUUGGAAAAAAGUAAUAAAAAGAGAGAGCGCACAUGCAUCUGGUAGGGACCUUAAGAUUAUUUUUAGUUAUGAAAAUGAGAGGUUGAGCCAGUAAUUGUAGCUAAAGGGUAUCCUGUUAUUAAAAUAGAUUCUUUUUUCUCCUUUUUUUCGUGUGAGGGCGCGGGCGUGGCGGUCAGUUCCUCGUUGUAAAGAUUUGGACUAAUAGGUAUUCCACGACUCAUUGUGAUUGGCUGACAUUUAAUUUAUUAUUAUUCAUUAAUA
This is a messenger RNA of Lycium ferocissimum, 1201 nucleotides long. RefSeq names its product NDR1/HIN1-like protein 13. Gene Ontology annotation, cellular component: plasma membrane. Lineage: Eukaryota; Viridiplantae; Streptophyta; Magnoliopsida; Solanales; Solanaceae. The record is from RefSeq and is a predicted model, not a curated record. Bases 115 to 813 code for a protein of 232 amino acids. The transcript is spliced from 3 exons.